AUGGUGAUGAGUUUUAGAGUCUCGGAUCUUCAGAUGCUUCUCGGUUUUGUUGGCCGAAGUAAGAGUGGACUUAAACAUGAACUUGUCACCAGGGCUCUACAGCUUGUCCAGUUUGACUGCAGCCCUGAAGUCUUCAAGAAAAUUAAGGAACUCUAUGAGACUCGAUAUGCCAAGAAGAGCUCUGACCCUGUACAACCCCACCGGCCUUUGGACCCACUCACCAUACAUUCUUCCUAUGACCGGGGAAGCACUGUCCCCAGGACUUCUAUUUCUACUCCUAACAUUGACUAUCCUGUGCUAUAUGGAAAAUACCUAAAUGGUCUUGGACGAUUACCCUCUAAAGUUGUCAAGCCAGAAGUCCGCCUGGUGAAAUUGCCCUUCUUUAAUAUCUUGGAUGAAUUGCUGAAGCCAACAGAAUUAGUCCCACAGAAUAGUGAGAAGCUGCAGGAGAGCCCAUGCAUUUUUGCAUUGACGCCGAGACAAGUGGAACUGAUCAGAAACUCCAGGGAGUUGCAGCCUGGAGUGAAAUCAGUUCAAGUGGUACUAAGAAUCUGUUACACAGAUACUAGCUGCCCCCAGGAGGAUCAGUACCCUCCCAACAUUGCAGUGAAAGUUAACCAUAGCUACUGUUCAGUCCCGGGCUACUAUCCAUCAAAUAAACCUGGAGUGGAGCCAAAACGGCCCUGUCGUCCCAUUAAUCUCACACACCUCAUGUACCUAUCUUCAGCAACAAACCGAAUCACUGUCACCUGGGGGAAUUAUGGAAAGAGUUACUCAGUAGGUUUAUACUUAGUACGGCAGCUGACCUCAUCAGAAUUGCUGCAAAGGUUGAAAACUAUCGGAAUCAAACAUCCAGAGCUCUGCAAAGCCCUUGUCAAAGAGAAGUUGCGUCUUGAUCCUGACAGUGAAAUUGCCACCACAGGUGUCCGAGUGUCUCUCAUCUGCCCGCUAGUAAAGAUGCGACUCUCCAUGCCUUGCCGAGCUGAGACCUGUGCCCACCUGCAGUGCUUCGAUGCUGUAUUCUACCUCCAGAUGAAUGAGAAGAAACCUACCUGGAUGUGUCCUGUAUGUGACAAACCAGCCCCCUAUGACCAGCUGAUAAUAGAUGGCCUCCUGUCAAAGAUCCUAAGUGAGUGCGAGGAUGCAGAUGAGAUCGAGUAUCUGGUGGAUGGUUCCUGGUGUCCUAUCCGAGCCGAGAAGGAGAGGAGCUGCAGCCCCCAGUGCCCAAUCCUGGUCCUUGGAUCCUCUGAUGUGAAUGGGCUGUUACCCACCCCCAAUGGGAACAGUGAAAAUGGAAAGCCAAGUGCUGAUGUGGUGGACCUCACACUGGACAGCUCAUCUUCAGAAGAGGAGGAGGAAGAGGAGGAGGAAGAGGAAGAAGAUGACGACGAGGAAGAUGGCCCCCAACCGAAACGCCGCUGCACGUAUGAAAAAGGUCUAGUCUCCGCCUGCUGACUGGGGCCUGGAGCGAGCAUUGUCCUCUGGGGACAGACUUGAAUACUCUGGUGCUUACAAAACUGGGAGGGAGGCAGGUUGGUUGGGGGUGAGGGGUGUGGAGGGAGGAGGGAUUUUUUUCCCCACCCCCUUACCUCAUUCUUCCUCUUCAGUUUCUCUGGACUUGACUAUACAAAGCUAACAAUUAAAAAACGAGUAAACAAAAUACACACCACACACACACACAAAGCAACAAAAUUGAGCUGCUUCCCAGGUGGAAAAAAAAAAGACACAUUUGAGCCUGGAGGAAGGAGUGGGGCACCCAGGCUGGCUUAUUGGGUCCCGUUGAGUCCACCUUGCUGUCAGCAUGGGAGGCAGUCGCCCAGGAAGAGACUCCCAGCCCUGGCCAGCCUUCCCUCCCUGCCUCCACCCCCUCCCCAUCCCCAUCCCAACUGAACAUGUCUCCAUUCCAGGCCAUCUCCAAAGUUCCAUGCAUCUCUCUCUUGUUGAAUAACCAUUCCUGACUGUCUACACGCCUUGCUGGGUCUUUGGACGACGGGGGAGGGACGGGGGCGGGACGGGACUAUGGCGGCUGGUG
Messenger RNA from Gracilinanus agilis (Agile Gracile Mouse Opossum), 2032 nucleotides. It is a transcript of the gene PIAS4, whose product is annotated as protein inhibitor of activated STAT 4. Lineage: Eukaryota; Metazoa; Chordata; Mammalia; Didelphimorphia; Didelphidae. Gene Ontology annotation, biological process: regulation of transcription by RNA polymerase II; protein sumoylation. The record is from RefSeq and is a predicted model, not a curated record. Bases 1 to 1455 code for a protein of 484 amino acids. The transcript has 10 exons. Gene Ontology annotation, molecular function: SUMO ligase activity; transcription coregulator activity; zinc ion binding.